AUGUCAGUUCCUGAGUGCGUGGGAAGUUAUUCCUGGAAUCUCGUGCUGGCUACUCGGUGUCCGUGGUUAACCAAGGCCAUCUCACCUGUUGUGCCUCUAUACAAUGGCAUCGUCUUCCUCUUUGUGUUGGCCAACUUCAGCAUGGCCACCUUCAUGGAUCCUGGAGUCUUUCCCAGAGCGGAUGAGGACGAAGACAAAGACGAUGACUUCCGAGCUCCGCUUUAUAAAAACGUGGAGAUAAAGGGAAUUCAGGUGCGGAUGAAGUGGUGUGCCACGUGCCACUUCUACAGACCUCCGCGCUGCUCACACUGCAGUGUGUGUGACAACUGUGUGGAGGAGUUUGACCACCACUGUCCAUGGGUGAACAACUGCAUUGGCCGGAGGAAUUACCGAUAUUUCUUCUUGUUCCUGCUGUCUCUAAGUGCUCACAUGGUGGGAGUGUUUUCCUUCGGCCUACUGUUCGUCUUACACCACCUUGAGAGGCUGAGUGCGCUUCACACAGCUGUGACUCUUGUGGUUAUGUGUGUGACUGGCCUGUUUUUCAUCCCUGUUAUGGGCCUCACUGGGUUCCACAUGGUUCUCGUAGCCAGAGGACGAACCACAAACGAACAGGUGACAGGAAAGUUCCGAGGAGGAGUGAAUCCAUUCACUCGGGAUUGCUGUGGUAAUGUGAAACACGUCUUAUGCAGUCCACUUGCUCCUAGGUACAUCGCUGAUCCCAGGAAGAAAAUUCCCAUCACUCUGAAACCACCGUUCCUCCGCCCUGACCUCUCUAACCGACACGUCAGUGUAAAAGUCAGUGAUAAUGGUAUCCAUAGUAGCAUCCUACGAACCAAAUCUAAGACCAGCCUGGAUGGUGUGGAUGAUAAAAGUAUAGAUACACAACCACCUCUGCCGCCCAAAGCAGAUCGCUACAACCAGCUAAAGAGUCAACUCCCCUCCAGCGAAGAGAGUUCCCUGUCCAGCAAACCCACCAAUCCAUCCACUUCAGCCAUGUACAAAUACCGACCUUCCUUCGGCACCAUGCCUAAAGUGCACUAUCACGCAACCGGAGAGAAGAUUGUAAUGUCCGAGAACGGUAAGCCCUCUGCCGUUUUGGAGGAGAGAGGUCACGAUUACCGCUCCGAGCCGAAUCUGGACAUGCCAGACUACCGCGGCACUCCUCUUCACCGAACAUACCAGUCCUCCCCUUUCCAGCUGGACUCCUUCAGCACGACGUCUCGUUCAUUCAGUCUGAAGCAGGGAGUGAACAGGGCCGACCAGAUGCCACUGGGGGGCAGCAAACCAGAAACGGUCACUUCCACCCCUCACAAAGGAGUCUUCUCACCUGGGACGUUGUCGGGCCGCAAUGGCAGCCUAUCCUACGACAGCUUGCUAACCCCCAGCGUAACGCCGUCUGUGGGCGAGUGCGCCGCUCACCCAGGAGUGCCCUCUAUGGGUUUUCAUUCACCUUACCUGCCCACUAAAAUGUGCCAUGUACGAGGGCCCGAGCUUCAGCGGCACAUCGGCCCGUCGUCCUAUAGUCCUGUGCACGUCGGAGCGAUGUACGGGCACCAGUCGCCGCUCUCAAGAGACCGAGAUCCCUCGCCCGUCCGCUACGACAACCUCUCCAAAACCAUCAUGGCUUCCAUCCAGGAGAGGAAGGAGCUCGAGGAGAGGGAGAAGCUCAUGCAUCGGCACGCUCAAGCCUACGCCAACGAUUCGGGUGUAUUUGACACCUGCAGCGGAGCCGCCUACGGACUCCCACCUGGCACAUGCUUCCCCGACGGAUCCCGAGAGCCCACUCCUCCUGUGUGCGGCUCUCGGGAUAACUUGAUGGGAGUCGGGGUGGUGGGAUACGCUCCCCGAACACCCGUUCUGCGUUCCUCUGCAUCCUCGCUCUCCAGAGCGCCGAGGACUUCCACGACGUCCCUCCACACCGAUGCAGGCGGUGCGAGCCGGACAGUCGAGCGCCAGUAUCGCUCUCCGGUGCACCAAACACACCACUCCCCAACAGCUGUGCCCCGUUCCCCGACAUACGUGCAUCAGAAGGUCGCCUUCAUUAGCGCCCUGGAGAGGGCAGACUCGCAGCAUCUUGGUACAAGAGAGGGCCUCUGUCAAGGUAAAGUCAACGGGCAACUAAAGGGCCAAGCACGUGACUGCCAUCUAGGGACUCCUUCUGGAACUCCCAGCAGACACGCCAAUGUCAAAAAGGUCACAGGAGUGGGCGGGACUACAUAUGAGAUUUCCGUUUGACGGACAGCUUGAAGAGCCACUGCCUGUGAGGAGAAGCACUGCCAUGGCAACACUUGUGCUCAAGUUUCUCUUUUUUUUUCACAGUUUUUUUUUAAAUAAUAUUCAAAUGCCCGAUCAGGAGAAACACAGUUCUGAUGGGAAAAGUUUUUGCAUUGGCCAUUUCUUUGCUAAAGAGAUGGCAAGCAACUUUCCAUGUGACCCAGUGUAUAAUAUAACAGGAGUGCUUCGUCAAAGAAGCGUUGUAUGUUUUUAAAGUGUCAGCCAUCAGGAUAUAAAUCGCACACAACAGAAAAUAAUGGUUUAAUUGCUUAAAAUGGACAUUUAAAAUAUAUAUACCAUUAAGGGCUGAAUAUGUACAGUGUCAGUUCAGUUGUUUGUAUAUAAAAUAUCAAAGUUCGCAUAUUGAAUGCAAAUGUGCUCAGUAUGCAGGUCUUUCACACACUUGAAUGUGAGUGUAUAUGAACUCGCCAGUAACACUUUUAUGUUUUUGUCGUUAUGCUGAUCUAAUAAUCAGGGUUUCAUCUCAAAUGCAUUUCUCUGUUAAGCUAUCAGGUUCCAAACAAACCAUAACAGCACUUGUGUACUUUAAAAAAAACGAAACAGAAGUUUUAUUUUUCAGAUAUGGUGGUCAUUUACACGUUUUCUAAUGUAAAACUAUAAGCUGCCAUAGAAAUAAACAUAAAUGUGUAUAUGUAAAAUGAAAAAAGAAAAUGGGGAAAAAAAUACUGAUACUGGUUGUUAUCACCAGUUUGUUAAAACUUUCUUUAAAACUUUGUUUUUCUUUAUA
Molecule: messenger RNA, 3022 nt
Organism: Sinocyclocheilus rhinocerous
Lineage: Eukaryota; Metazoa; Chordata; Actinopteri; Cypriniformes; Cyprinidae
Product: probable palmitoyltransferase ZDHHC8
Exons: 11
Coding region: 1-2235 (744 amino acids)
Biological process (GO): protein palmitoylation
Molecular function (GO): palmitoyltransferase activity
Source: RefSeq, a predicted model, not a curated record